Messenger RNA from Rotaria sordida, 1014 nucleotides. The record is from the annotation of a GenBank genome assembly. Lineage: Eukaryota; Metazoa; Rotifera; Eurotatoria; Philodinida; Philodinidae.
AUGGCAACUUUAGCAAUUCCAUGUACGAAAUGUGCUAGUAAAGGUGUUGGAAUAUUUAAAUGUCAAGGAUGUUCUAAUGUAUUCUGUCGAAAACAUGCUAGUGAACAUCGUGAUAAUCUUAAUCAUCAAUUAGAUGAACUUAAUACUGAACAUGAUCAACUUUAUAAUUUAAUUAAUCAAAACAAUAAUGGACAUCAUACAUUAAUUAAUCAAAUUGAUCAAUGGGAAAAAAUUUCAAUAAAAAAAAUUCAACAAGUGGCACAAAAUAUUCGACAAGAUAUUAUUCAAUAUAUAAGAACACAAAAAGAAAUUGCUUCUGAAACAUUAAAAAAUUUCUAUCAACGUCUUCGGAAAGCUCGUGAAGAGGAUGAUUAUAUUGAAAAUGAUCUUCAAUUAUGGAAAUCAAAAUUAGACACUCUUAAAAAAGAUAUUACAACUCUUAAUUCAUCUAUUAGUGUUCGUGAAGAUUCAAAAGGCGCAUUGAUUUCGAAUAUAUAUUUAUCAUUAAAAAAACAACAAAUACUUUCAAAUGACAGUUUCUUAAGUUCAUUUGGUGAUAUUCAUAUUGACGAAAAUGGACAAUCAGCUACGCAUGAUGAUCAAAAACGAAGUGAUGCUUAUUUAUGUGGAAAAAAUGAAUAUAGACAAGGUAAACAUAAAAUUCGUUUUAUUAUAAAUAAAAAAAAUAUCGAUUACAUAACAACAUUUGGUAUUGCAUCAAUGGAACCACAAUUAUCUGUUUAUGGUUGGAAUAGUGAUGAUCAAACAGUUGGUGGUGGACAUUCUGAAUCAAAAAAUUCCGAUGAUCAACGUGAUAUGAAAGGUGAAACAACAUUACAAAUGGAAUUAUUAAUUGAUUGUGAUAAUAAAAAACUUUCAUAUGUUAAUGAACGUACAAGAUGUAAAAAAGAAAUGAAUGUUGAUAUUGAUUUAUGUCCAUUUCCUUGGCAACUUUAUUUUUAUUUAUAUGAUACUGGUGAUCGUGUUCGACUUUUAACAUCAAAUCGAACAUAA